UUGGUGCAAAGGAGUUUGAGUGGGAGAUAGGGACUAGCGUGCCCCAUCACAGCACAGGGACCAGGGACGGGAGCGCAGACACUCAUAUCCCCCACCCUCCCCCCCGACUAAAACAGCUCCUCCGCGGCCAAACAAGUCCUGCAACACCCGGCUACCCCUCAGACAGCACCGGCCAGCACACAGGCUACUACUCUAUACCGCCGUCCGGAGGAAAAGGAAAAACCCCCAGCUUGAAAACUGUUGCACCACGUUUUAAAAGUGGACCUAACACCUCCUUACUUCUUGGACAUGGGCGAUAUGGGGGAUCCGCAGAACAAAAAGCGGCUGAUCUCGCUGUGUGUCGGCUGUGGAAACCAGAUCCACGACCAGUAUAUUCUGCGGGUCUCUCCAGACCUCGAGUGGCACGCUGCCUGUUUGAAGUGUGCAGAGUGUAAUCAGUAUCUGGACGAGUCUUGUACCUGCUUUGUCCGAGACGGGAAAACCUACUGUAAACGGGACUAUGUUAGGUUAUACGGAAUAAAGUGCGCUAAAUGCAACAUCGGUUUCAGCAAGAAUGACUUCGUGAUGAGAGCGCGCUCCAAGGUGUACCACAUCGAGUGUUUUCGGUGUGUGGCCUGCAGCCGACAGCUCAUCCCGGGGGACGAGUUCGCUCUGAGGGAGGACGGCUUGUUCUGCCGGGCCGACCAUGAUGUCGUGGAGCGGGCCACAAUGGGCGCCGGUGACCCCCUCAGCCCCCUCCACCCGGCCCGACCUUUACAAAUGGCAGCAGACCCAAUAUCAGCCAGACAGCCCGCGCUCCGACCGCACGUUCACAAACAACCGGAGAAGACAACUCGCGUCCGGACGGUUCUUAACGAAAAACAGCUCCACACGUUGCGGACCUGCUACAACGCCAAUCCCCGGCCCGACGCUCUGAUGAAAGAGCAGCUAGUCGAGAUGACCGGYCUCAGUCCCCGAGUCAUCCGGGUCUGGUUCCAAAACAAGCGUUGCAAGGACAAGAAGAGGAGUAUUCUGAUGAAACAGUUACAGCAGCAGCAGCCCAACGACAAAACGAAUAUCCAGGGAAUGACGGGCACUCCGAGUGCGGCCAGCCCGGAGAGACAUGACGGUGGUUUACAGGCUAACCCAGUGGAGGUGCAGAGUUACCAGCCGCCUUGGAAGGUCCUUAGUGACUUUGCCUCAGACCUGACGUUGUGUUGUUUCUUUGUUCAGGUCAAUUUCUCGGAGGGAGGCCCUGGUUCCAACUCGACAGGAAGCGAAGUCGCCUCGAUGUCAUCCCAACUUCCAGACACACCCAACAGCAUGGUCUCGAGCCCUAUAGAGGCGUAGGGCCUCGCGGACCGAGUGUAGACUACGUCAGACUAUUGUCAUAUUUCUGACUGAUGACGAGUUGAUGUUAGUUGGACAAAGUGCCGGACUGACUGAAAAAAAAAACGAAAAAAAACUUGACUCGGGGGUGGAAAGAAACAAAAAUUGUUGAUUUCAUUCGAACUGAGAGAUAAAAAGAGACCCCCCUCCCCUCCUCCUACUGCACGAAGCCUCUUUAACAACAACUACUGGUUGUAGUUUUACACUGUGAAGACAAUCAUGGGAUUAUUACCCGAGCUAGAUCUGUCCAAGCGUCCGUCAUUACGUCCGUCUGUCCACUCGCCGCAAAACAACCCCGAAGAAGAAGAGGAGGAGAGAGAGGACCAUGGUGUAGACGAGAAGAAGAAGCGUGAUACAAGGAGCGGUGGAGAGCGCAUCUGCCUGCAUCAUAACGUGUAUGCGACUCAUGCGUAACGAGAUGUAUAGAUUUCACUACAUCAUCCAUGACUGGUGCUGCCCGUUGGAACUGCCUGUUUACAGUUUUGCCAAAAAAAGAAUACAGAAAACACUUCAACAAAAAAAAACCUGGACCCAUGGACCUCUAGGGAACAAUACAAACUUUAUUAUUGAAGAUUAAAUCUGAAAUCUAGGCUACAUUUGCGCAUUGUUGUGCGUGAUGUUUGAAUAUACAAACAAAUGACUGUCUGCCAUUUCGGUUUCUAUAAAAUAGCUUGACUUGAGAUUCGCCCGCUGAUAUGACGACGUUUGGAGGGGAUUGCAAAUAAUGCGUUUCCAUAGUUUUGCUAUUAUCUCCUUGAUAAAGCCCGAGUAGGCCUACUAAAGCAUUGCAACAAGGUAUACCUCUACUAUGCCACAGGCUUCGUGGGACUAUUGUGUGUGAGUUUGUGUCCGUCCAAUAAUAUUGUUUUCUUUCCCAAAGAUGUGUAUAGUAUUAAGUUAUAACGACCGUUAACUCUGGAGAAAAAAAAAAGUUUUUUUUUUUCGUUAAUUCCUGUACAACAAAAUUAUGUUUUAUUUAUCGUCGAAAGACUUGCCACUUUGUUUUGUGUAACCUUCUAUACUGAAGUAAAAAACAGAAAAGAAAAA
This is a messenger RNA of Salvelinus sp. IW2-2015, 2415 nucleotides long. RefSeq names its product ISL LIM homeobox 1a (gene isl1a). NCBI's taxonomy places the organism in Eukaryota, Metazoa, Chordata, Actinopteri, Salmoniformes, Salmonidae. Gene Ontology annotation, molecular function: DNA-binding transcription factor activity, RNA polymerase II-specific; cis-regulatory region sequence-specific DNA binding. Gene Ontology annotation, cellular component: nucleus. Gene Ontology annotation, biological process: positive regulation of transcription by RNA polymerase II; axonogenesis; neuron fate specification. The record is from RefSeq and is a predicted model, not a curated record.